AUGAAAUUCACUUCACUCAGCGUGAUCAUUACUGCCACAGCAAUGGCUAGUGUAGUCAUCGCAUCCGUCAUUCCAAUCGUCCAAGGAGGCCCGGGUGGCCCAGGUGGCCUAGAUGGUCCAGGUGGUCCAGGUGGCCCGGGAGGUCAAGGAGGCCCAGAAGGAAAUCCUUCAAAUGGCACCUCCACAAAUGGGACCCAACCACUAGGCCCUCCCGCAAAUGGAACCCAACCGCUAGGCCCCCCCGCAAAUGGUACCCAACCACUAGCCCCCCCGCAAAUGGGACCAAACCACUGGCCCCCCCCCCCCCUGAAAGGGCGCUUUCAGACGGGCCUAAUCUAG
Molecule: messenger RNA, 339 nt
Organism: Suillus bovinus
Lineage: Eukaryota; Fungi; Basidiomycota; Agaricomycetes; Boletales; Suillaceae
Exons: 1
Coding region: 1-339 (112 amino acids)
Source: RefSeq, a predicted model, not a curated record